UUUCUACACCGGUUCUCGCUAACCGACUGGAAUUUAACACGGAACUAUUGACUGAGUGUGAGACUACUGGUUUCUGAUUGACAGGUUUUAAGUUCAGGUUUUAGCAGAUACGAAACUAGUUAACGUUACUUGUGUUGUGAUAAACCAGCACAAACUCUUUCUCAAUUGUAAAGUAAUUUAUUUGAGCUUUCUUCAGCCUGAUAAGAGUGCAUUUCUCCAUUCGGCCAUUAUGGAUCAAGUCGAUGUAGUUUCAGAAGAAAUAAAGAGCCCGUGGGGUACUGUAAAUGUGGCAGUGGCCACUUGUUCCCUGACAGAUGUGAUGAGUGAACAGCUGGCCAAGCAGCUACAGGAAGAAGGCAACUCCUUCCGCACCUGCCCUGAUGACUUGGACUUUGCUGGUAUUCAGCAGGAUACAGAUACAUCCAGUGACCUGAUGUUGGCUCAGAUGCUUCAGAUGGAGUUUGAUCGGGAGUUUGAUACACAGUUGCGCAGAGAAGAAAAGAAAUUUAAUGGAGAGAGCAAAGUGUCGAUUUCCUUCGAAAACUACCGCAUGGUUCACCCAUUUGAGGACAGUGACAGCUCUGAUGACGAAGUAGAUUGGCAGGACACACGCCAUGACCCUUAUCGCCUUGCAAAGCCAACCACCACACCAAAGAAGGGUUUUGCAGGGAAAGGCAAGAACAUUACUACUAAACAUGAUGAGGAGGUCUGUGGACGAAAAAACACAGCACGCAUGGAUAAUUUUGCUCCAGAGGUGCAUGUAGGCGAUGGGAUAAGCAUGGACCUGAAGUUGUCAAAUCAUGUGUACAAUGCUCUGAAAAGACAUUGUCAAACUGAGCAGAGACGCAGUGCCCGACUUCAUGAGAAAAAGGAGCACUCAACUGCCGAGCAAGCAGUGGACUCCAAGACCAGAUUGCUCAUGUACAAAAUGGUAAAUGCAGGAAUCCUGGAGAACAUUAAUGGAUGCAUCAGCACAGGGAAAGAGUCUGUGGUGUUUCAUGCUGAUGGAGGGAGCUUUGAGAAGAUGGUAAUUCCAGAGGAGUGUGUCCUCAAGGUCUUCAAGACUACAUUGAAUGAAUUCAAGAACCGGGACAAAUACAUUAAGGAUGAUUACCGUUUUAAAGACCGUUUCAGUAAGCUGAAUCCUCGUAAGAUCAUCCAUCUGUGGGCUGAAAAGGAGAUGCACAACCUGACCAGGAUGAAGAAAGCUGGGAUUCCCUGCCCAGAAGUGGUGAUUCUCAAGAAGCAUAUUCUUGUGAUGUCUUUUAUUGGUCAGAACCAAGUGCCAGCUCCUAAGUUAAAAGAUGCCAUGCUGACUUCUGAGGACCUGAAGAAGGCAUAUUACCAAGUACUGCAGAUGAUGCAGCAGCUGUUUCAACAGUGUAACCUUGUUCAUGCUGACCUGAGUGAAUAUAAUAUGCUCUGGCAUAAUGGACAGGUGUGGUUAAUUGAUGUGAGCCAGUCCGUUGAGCCAGCUCACCCUCAUGGUCUGGAGUUUCUAUCCCAGGACUGCAGGAAUGUAACCUCAUUUUUCCAGAAAGCUGGCGUAACCGAAGCUAUGAAUGUGUAUGAUCUCUUUAACACCGUGUCUGGACUGAAAAUCAGCAGUGACAGUGAGGCAGAUUUCUUGGCCCAGAUUCAGGAACUGGAGAAGAUGAAGGAGGACCAUGUCCAAAAGCGGAGCAAGAAAGCCUGUACCGAUGAGGAUACUUAUGAGGAUGGCCCACCCUUGUUAAAUGAGGAUGAUUAACAAUAAGAUAACAUCCAGAAAAGUCAGGUCAAAUCACAAGUUGAGAGGGGUAAAAUGGGAGGAUGUUUGAGUGCAUUACGCAGCAAUUUUUGCUGACUAGGAUCUAAGACACCAAUCUUUACCCACCACCUUUUGGUGGAUUGCUUAAAAUAGCAAAUAAAUGAUGUAUUAAUAGGCUAUAUCAGCAGUAUUUAGUACAAGGCAUCAUCAAAUCUGCCAUUUGAGCACAACCUGUUCUUGAUCAGUGUUGCAAUAUGAGCUAAUACUGGCACAGAAUAACAUACAUACAAAUUAGUAAAUAUGGCAUGGUGUCAUUUCUCUCUCUACAUAAAAUACCAGUUAGCAUGGAUUGAAUGCUUAUUUAAAGCAUUUGGUCUGUGCUGAAGAGGCUUGAUGUGUUGAUGGAUCUGAUUUUUGUGGCUUUAUUUUAAAUGCUGGGUUCAAUGUGUGAGCUCUAUGCUGGGUUCAUGUGAUCUUUUAAAACUCAUGGAGAAAAAUAAAAGCUGAAAUUGGUUGAUAAAA
This is a messenger RNA of Neoarius graeffei (lesser salmon catfish), 2272 nucleotides long. It is a transcript of the gene riok3, whose product is annotated as RIO kinase 3 (yeast). NCBI's taxonomy places the organism in Eukaryota, Metazoa, Chordata, Actinopteri, Siluriformes, Ariidae. Gene Ontology annotation, molecular function: ATP binding; protein serine/threonine kinase activity. The record is from RefSeq and is a predicted model, not a curated record. Gene Ontology annotation, biological process: protein phosphorylation; maturation of SSU-rRNA. The transcript has 13 exons. Gene Ontology annotation, cellular component: cytosol; preribosome, small subunit precursor. Bases 230 to 1750 code for a protein of 506 amino acids.